Messenger RNA from Nematostella vectensis (starlet sea anemone), 2168 nucleotides. RefSeq lists its product as uncharacterized. The transcript is spliced from 2 exons. The record is from RefSeq and is a predicted model, not a curated record. NCBI's taxonomy places the organism in Eukaryota, Metazoa, Cnidaria, Anthozoa, Actiniaria, Edwardsiidae. Bases 1 to 729 code for a protein of 242 amino acids.
AUGACGCACAAGAUCCAGACCCAAAAGCAAUACUAUGUUUUGGAGGACAAGAUUGAGCGAUCUGUAAGUGCUCAGAAGAGUCUCGCAGAGCGAUUCCAAUGCUCUAAUGAGCCAUCAAGCGAACUUUCAGAUGCUGCGUCUUCACAGAGCAACCGUCCAACUGGCCGUCCUACCAUACUUGACGAACAGCAAGAGGCUGAGCUUCUAACAUUGUUUGAGAGAGAGAUCAAGAACAAGCUGGUAAUCAACAAGGACCUGGUAGGCGAACGAGUACAGACAAGCAAAACACUGCAGGGCCUAGACAUCAAAAAGAUUUUCAACCGCAUUCGCUAUCUGUCCUCCCUUGAGCCAAAUCCAGAGCUCCCAACAGCUUCUUCAGACGAGGACAGAACCGCUAAGUGGGUGGAUGACAAUUCCUCCGACAUAAUCCCACCGACAGUGACCUCGCUGCUCAAGGGGAGCUCCAUGGGUACGCGGAAGUAUUGGUCAACUGAGGAUGAAGCCAUUGUGGAGAGAGUGUACUCUCACCUGUUCAAGAGAGGGUCUCGCCUUCCUCGGGUCCAUGAUAUAAAGCAUGUCAUGGACACGUGUAAAGACGAAGACUUUCAAAUGUUGAUGCUCUCUCUCGGGAGUAACCAGCCAACAAUUCAGUACCGGCUCUUGGCAAAAUGCAAAACUAUGCAUUUGUCUCUAAACAGGAAGUCUAGAAAGGGUAGGGUGUUAAUAUAAACUACAAAUGCUUGUUUCCAUACUUUUCCCACAAUUCAUAAUUUUGAUUACAAGUUUGAUCUUUUGAUAAGCCCAAAUGAUACUCUUAAAGGAAAAGUAAACGAGACGUUGUAUUAUAUCAUUGUAAAUUCGAAGACUGUGAUGAUCAUAAGAUUAUAUAUGUUUUUCCGUUACGUUAGAGAAGUGCCACGUUUAGUGCAAUCAAGACCGGUAUACUGCAGCAGAUAAGUCCAUCCCAUUAGAGUUUGGGGAAAAAUGUACAAACUCAUACAGAUGAUACGAGCCUUUUGUAGUUAAAUUAACUUAUCAUUUACUCAAUGAAAAUUUGUAUACAGUAAAAGGCUUAUUAUUAAAAAGGAGAUAUUGUCACCUUUGUUGAACCUCGUAAGCGUCAUUGAAGCUCGUAAGCUUCUCUCCUCGAUAUUCCAUGCACAAGGGUCCACUUCCCGGGACACUUCCCAGCUGAAAGGGACAUUUCCCGGGACAUUUCCCUGAUGGGUCAGUUCCCGGGACACUUCCCGGGACAAUUCCCGGGACACUUCCCACUUUACGGGACAAUUCCCGGGACACUUCCCAAAACGGGACACUUCCCGGGACAACUGCCAUUUCUAACCGGGAAAUGUCCCGGGAAGUGUCCCAUUUUAGGGACAUUUCCCGUAGAAACAAUACAAUACAAUACAAUACAAUACAAUACAAUACAAUACAAUACAAUACAAUACAAUACAAUACAAUACAAUACAAUACAAUACAAUACAAUACAAUACAAUACAAUACAAUACAAUACAAUACAAUACAAUACAAUACAAUAAACUUUAUUUAACGAGGGUUUCAUAUUAACCUUUUACAGUUUUAUAAUAUAUGGCCCUCCCUAUAUCUAAGUACCUAUGAUAAUAAUAAAAGACGAUGUUAGACAUUUACGGAAAUACAAAGGGGAAACUUGAAAAUUAAACUAUACAAGACAUCACUAAUACUACAUCUUGAUAAAGCAACUAAAAACUAACUACAAAACUAACUACAAAAACAGGUAGACGUCAACAUAGAAACAAGUACAAACAGACAAACAUUAAUUAACAUGCAAUAAUAAUUAACAUGAGAAUGGAUAACCGGUUUUAGGAAAAGUAGCAGCGGCAGUCUAUAUAAAAACGGCAUGUAUGGCAAAAAAGUUGUUCUAAGUGAGAUACCGAGUUAAGGUGAGAGUGGAAAAUAUCACGGACUUUUUUCUUAGCAAGACUUGUAACAUUUUGUAGUUGAUUGGGAUUUAAAAUACGGGAGUCAGCAAGUUGUUUAAGGCUGGGGGGUAGAAGGUUAAAAACAGAAACUGCAGAAAAGGAAAAGGUGCGUUUGCCAGCAUCAGUCCUGGGCUGGGGGAGCACGAGAUUGUGUGAAGUCGACGAUCUCGUUCUCCGUUCAUGCGAAACAAAAGAAAACUUUGAACGCAA